GUCAGAGUGCAAAGCCUUGCCGUGUUUCCCUAGCAACGGUCUCUGGAGCAGAUGGCCACCUAGUGAUUUGUCGGACUGUGCCGGGUCUGGGCCUCUUGUUCCCAACUCAUAAGGCUUUGCAGCCCUGUUGACCCGAUGUUUCAUGGAACAAUCACAAAAGAACUAACCAGUCAUGAAGAAUGGAGUCACUAUAAUGACAACAUGAUAGAAGAUCAGAAGGAUUUUGUUUUUGUGAAAUUCAGUGGCCUUCAUUUAAAAUCUAUGGAAAAUUUGCAAUCCUGUAUCUCUCUGAGAGUAUGCAUCUUCUCAAACAAUUUUAUCACAGAUAUUCAUCCACUUCAAAGUUGUAUAAGAUUAGUCAAACUUGAUCUCCAUGGAAAUCAGAUAAAGAGUCUACCAGAUACCAAAUUUUGGAGUGGACUGAAGAAACUAAAACUCCUCUAUCUUCAUGACAAUGGGUUUGCAAAGUUAAAGAAUAUAUGUAUGUUAUCUGCCUGUCCAAGUCUAAUUGCCCUCACUAUGUUUGAUUGCCCAGUGAGCCUUAAAAAAGGAUAUAGACAUGUUCUUGUCAACAGUAUAUGGCCUCUCAAAGCACUGGAUCAUCAUGUGAUUUCUGAUGAAGAAAUAAUUCAGAACUGGCAUCUUCCUGAAAGAUUUAGAGCAUAUAACCACCGACUUUUCUUUAAUUUCUGCCCUGCUUUGAAAAAGGGAUCAACCUAUGGUGAUGAAAUUAAUAAUAUCAAAUAUAUUGUUUCAAAAAUUAAUGAAAUUCUGGCUCAUACUUCACCAGUUUUGAUUGUUCAAAGAUGGAUACGUGGUUUCUUGGUUAGAAAAAAAAUGAGCCCCUUGUUGCAUAAAAAGCAUCAGGAGAAAUUUAUUGGUGAAUGUGAAACAAAGUGGACUUUUAUACCUAAAGGAUACAAAGACAGUCUCUUUAAGCAUCUCUUUCUUCAGCCUGAAACUAAUAGAACAGGAAAACUUGCACAUUGGAAACAUAAUAUACUUUCUCAUGUUGAUUUAAAAAGUUCUAGAGAACAGAGAAAACAUGUUUCCUCUAUAUUAUAUGAAUUAAAAACAAAAGAAAUUGGUAAAAAAUCAAAAACAUCAAGACAUCUCAUUCAAAAAGGUCAGAAGGAAUCUGAAGAUGAAACUGAAGGUGAAGAAUUGGAUGCCAGCUUUAGGAUAUCAGUGUUCAAACUACCCAUACAUACUUCAGGUUCACUCAAGUAUGCUGCAUUAUUGAAAGAAAAGGAGCAAGAUUAUUUUCCUACAUAUGUCCAGCCAUUUUCUACCACUCAUCAAAAACCAGAAAUUACAAAAAAGGACAUGCUGUUGAAGGGUAAUGUAAGAAAAGAGUUUUUUAUAACACACAGAACUGGUAUAAAACUCCGAACACUUUGUGAUAUUGAUAAAUGUUAUUCCGAACAAAAGAAGCAGGAAAGCCAUAAAAAAAAAACAACAGCUGUAACUCUGGCACAAGUUGCCCAGGAAGGAGUUAGCUUAGCUGUUCAAGAAAGCUUAAAUAAGAAAAAAAAUGCUGCACAAAAACUAAUUGCAAAAGAUAAUGAGACAAUUCGGAAUGGUUUACAACAACUUUGGCAGGACAGAUUCAAUUACCUUGAAAAAGUUAAAGAGAGGAGAGCUCGGUUUCUGAAUGAAAAAAAACAAAAGGCUGAAGACCGUUUAUUAAUUCAAAACAUAAGUAAUGAGCGCACUCUUUUAUGCAAAGGAAUGAUUAAAAUGGACAGAUUGAGGAAGAAUCAGGCUGUCUUACAAGAGAAAAGUCUGAUUGUUCAGCAAAGACUAGAAAUGGAAAAAUAUCAAAAGAAUUUACUUAAACAAAUGAAGGAAAUUAGGGCUCAAGAAACAUAUAAAAAACACUGUGAAGAAAAAUUUGUUAUUGAUAUGAUUAUCUUUCAAAAAGCAUGUGAAAGAUUUCAAGAUGCUAAAACAAAAGUUGCGCUUGUGAGAAAGAAUUUAGUCUUUAAAGUUCCCAAUGGAACAACAAAAUGAACCAAUGCCAUACCACAUCUGUGGUCACUUUGAAUUAUGGCUAUUAUAUUUAGUUAAAGAACUUUGAAAUAAUACUAUUAAAGAAGAAAUACUGUAUGUAAUAAGAUGUAUUUGUAUAUAAAUAUUCUAAAAAUAUACAGAAUAAAGCAUUUCUCUUCUUGAUCAUAAUUUAAUUUAAAUCAAGUUAACUUGAUACCCCCAAAGUUGCCUUAUAUAUCCAGAUGUCCAAGGAACAAUUAAAACUUAUUUCAUUAAUUGCAGGAAAUAGUGCAAAGGCAUUACUUAUAUUGUUUCAUAUCCCAAGGAUAGAAAUCCUAAAGCUAUUUUCAGUUUCUCUGGCAUAGUAAU
This is a messenger RNA of Herpailurus yagouaroundi (jaguarundi), 2361 nucleotides long. It is a transcript of the gene LRRIQ3, whose product is annotated as leucine rich repeats and IQ motif containing 3. The record is from RefSeq and is a predicted model, not a curated record. NCBI's taxonomy places the organism in Eukaryota, Metazoa, Chordata, Mammalia, Carnivora, Felidae. Gene Ontology annotation, molecular function: protein binding.